Rotaria sp. Silwood2 is the source of this 6780-nucleotide messenger RNA. Lineage: Eukaryota; Metazoa; Rotifera; Eurotatoria; Philodinida; Philodinidae. The record is from the annotation of a GenBank genome assembly.
AUGGAUUUCUAUCGAAAAAUUCUCGAUUCAACAGCGUCAAAUGAAUCAUCUGUCAAUUUACAAUAUAAGAAUCUUAAAAAUAAUGAUCAAAAUGGAAAUUUAUCGUUAACUUUACAUGCUCAGUCAUUCGAUGAACAAUCACCAAAUAUGAAUCGAUUUGAUCAGAAACAACAAUCUUCGAUUGCACCAUCAUCAUGCAGUGUAGAACGUGUAAGCUUUGCACGAAUGAUCAGUAGUAUUGAUGAAUGUAACACUGAUAUCCGUGACAAAACACCGUCAAAAAAACCACUUGAUCCACAAAAGAAUAAUGAUUACCUUCUGAUACAAUCUGAUUCUACUAAUUUUUCCACUAAUAAGCCAACAAUGAAUUGGAAUCUGUUACGAAAACGAAUAAUUGGUUUAAAAAAUAUUGACAAUAAAAUGUGUUACAUUAAUGCAGCUUUACAGUGCUUUGCAAAUACACCUCCUCUGAUCGAAUGGUUAUGUGACCGAUUUAAUGAAUUAAAUACAUGCGAGUUAUCCAAACAAAACAAAUUUUGUUCUAUUUGCGAAUUGACAAAAAUCAUUGCUUCAAUUUAUCCAUCAUCAACAAAAAAAUCUGUUCAGUCAGAUAUCUUUAUUAUACCAUCGGCUGACUGUAUUAGAACUCAUAUACAUCUUAUAUCACCUGUAUUUACUAUUGGACAUCAAGAAGAUGUCAGUGAAUUUAUUAUUAGUUUUUUACAAAAUAUGUCUUGUUGUUUACCAUCACAUUUGUCUAUAUCAUCGAUUUCAUCUACAGAAACAACUAUUGUUGAUCAAAUAUUCAAUAUUAAACUUCUAUCAUCUGGAGAAUGUUCGUCGUGCUUAUAUACAUUUAAAAAGGAAGAAAUUACUAAUAUGCUAUUGAUUGAAAUAGACAAUAUGCAUCAUUUAACUGAUGCACUUGUACAUUUUGUUGGUCAGGAAGCUGUUCGUUCAUUUUUUUGCAGCAACUGUCAUAAAUCUGUGAUACUUAAUAAACGUAUUACAAUCAGUGAAUUAUCACCAAUCUUAAUUAUCAAUUUCAAACGAUGCAAAAUGGCUUUUGAUUCAACAGAAAAGCUUUUGCAUCAAGUAAAUUACAAUGAAUUUUUAGAUGUUUCACCCUAUAUGACAUCUCAUUUAUCGAAUUCAAAUGAUAAAGAGAACAAAAAUGCACCAAAUAAUGUUCUCUACAAAUUAUACGCUGUUAUUAAUCAUGGUGGUGAUGAUCUUGGCAGUGGUCAUUAUUACUCAUAUAUUAGAUCACGAGAUGACCUUUGGUUUCUUGUUGAUGAUGCACAUUUUCGAAACGUGCCUUCAAAUGAAGUUUUUAACCAUUCCGACACUUUAAUACUAUUUUAUGCUCAUACAUUAAAUAUAUCUACAAUUAGGGAUACAUCACUACAAAUACCACAACCAUUAAUGUCUUCAAUUCUAGCUAAUUCAACAUCUAUAUGUGAAUCAACCAUAUGUUUUAAUGAGCAACUACCGAAGAAUAAAUCUUUAUUCAAUAUGAUGUCUACGACAUCACCUGAUAAUAUUUCAUCCAAAAACAUUACUGAAUCGAAUUUGGAAAAUACUCAUUCAAUAAUUAGUUCACGAAAAAGUAUCAUAGUAAAUAAUGGACCUUUUGCUGGGCAAACAGAGAGCACUAUAAUAAUUGGUAAUCAAAAUUCAAACCAUCAAAUUGAAAAGAAGAUAAAAACUGAUCAUAUAUCUAAUAAUCAUACAAAAUGUCGAUCAAUGUUUUCUGAAAAACUUUCGUCUCUAAAACGUAAAACUACUGAUGAUUCAAUUGAUGAGAUAUCUGAUGGUGAAGAAAAAAGAAAAAAAGCCUGUAAAACAUUAGCAUCGGUGGCAUCAGGUGUACCAAUUGAUGAAAUAUUUGAAGAUACACUUCCUUACAAGCACAAGUUUUAUUUAAAUGAAACUGAACUUGCCAAAAUGAAUCAAUUUCGACAACAAGAAAUAAAAAAAGAACUUGAUCGUAAAAUGCAAAGUCUAGGAUUAGCAUCUGAUCCAUCACUUUUACGAAAAAAUACUUCAAAAAUUGAAAAUUGGUCUACUUUUAUUAACAAUAUCAAUGUAAAUGAAUCUUAUAUAACAGAAAAAAAAAUUGAAACAUACAAGAAAGUUAAUAUUGAAUAUUUGAAUUUACUUUUGCCUCAUCUAAAGCAUUACAAUGCAGCUUGUGGUUUAUGCAUUCGAUCACGUUACUUUGGAAAGAAUGCAACGAGAGGAACUUCUCUACUUGUAAGAUGUAUUUUGAAAUGUAAUGGUAGUAUUUGUAAAUUUAAAUGUACUGUACACAUCAUGAAUAAUGGCAAUUGUUUUAUAACUGCAAUAAAUCGAAAAAUUUCUCAUCAUAUACGUGAAAAAAUAGGUCGUCCGAUUCGUGGAUGUAGACGACAAGCCAUUAUUGAAAAAUUUAAAGCAGGCGCUUCAGUUUAUCGAUUACACGCUCAAUAUGAUAAAGAACGAACCAAGAAUGAAAGAAAAGGUUUUAACUACGAUCGCACAGGAAAGUCACGAAAAAUAUUCAAAAAAAUUAAAGCUGAAGCAACUGCUGAAUCCUUACUUGCACCAAAUGUUACAUCAGGUAUUCUACAACUUCAUGAUCAAUUACUUGAUCAAAUUAAUAAUGAUGGAAUAAUCAAAGGUGCAAUACAACUUGUUCAACUUCGGCCAUUUUGUAUUGUGGCAUUUACUGAAGCUUCAUUACGUUUGUAUGAUGUUAUCGUCAGUAAACCAGACACAGUUUUAUCCUGGGACGCCACUGGUGGUGUAAUAAAAAAUACAACCUCAAGACAGUGUCUUUACUACGAAUUAACAGUAUCACAUCCCAAUAUCGUAUUCCCUCACAAGAAAGAUUCAUUUCCUAGACCAGCAAUGAUUUUAUCCGAUCGUGCUCAAAUUUUCCUUCAAGCUGGUCUUUAUAUAUUCAACGAAGAAAAUUAUCAACAAUUUCUUGCACGUGCUUAUCGUAUUGUCACUAAUCAACCUAUUAAGAAUGAUUUAUGGAAAACCAAUAUUCACGCUUGUUUGUCUCAUUUCAUGUUGGAUAUGCGAAAACGUAUUAAUAAAUACUUACCAGAAGGUAUUCGUGAAUUGGGAAUGUGGUGCAUAGCACUGUUAGUAAAUACCAAUAUGUGGGUCGACAUGAAAGAAAAUUGGCGCUUAAUCUGUGAAGUUUUUUUAAAUUAUUCAACAAAUGAAACAGUACAUUAUAAACAACAUUAUUCAGUUCUUCUCUCUCGCAUCAGCAAAAUCACGAAUGAUCCAAAUUCAUCAGCAGCUAUUAAUCAGUCACGUAAAAUUUUAUCAGAAUCGGUUGAUCCGUUUCAAUUUGAUGAUGAUAAUGAAAAUUUUAAUCUUGAGCACAAUUCAAUGGAUUCCAAUGAAACAAUACAAAAGAAGAAAAAAUUGAACAAGUUACAUGCUAGACGGUCGUCAGCCGAUAAAUCGAUUAUUGAUGAAGAAAAGCUGCUAAAUGAAUUCGACAGUAAUUUCAAAAACGAUCUUCAUAAAAUUUACAAUGAAUGCUAUGAAAAUCACGUAAAAUCAGCUGCUUCUAACUCUUCAUUGGAUAAACCAGCUAAAUCAAUCCGACAAUGGCUAACCUAUUUCAAUCAGAAUUGCAUACCAACAGUUGCCAUUUGGUCGAACUUAUUAAUGGGUAAUCUAUCACGUCAUAUAACAUCAUCAGCUCAGGCAUUCGACAAUUUACUUCUAAAUACACAUGAUCAAAGAACAAAUGCUAUAUCGGAACGACGUAUGUGCAUUGUUAAACGAACACAGCUUGGUACUCAAACUUAUAUGCGUUCGGAUGUUGUUUUGCUAAUACUUAUUCAAGAUAUGUUAAGAAUGACUGAAAAUUUCGCUAUUUCAUACAUGGCUACAACAACAGAAGAUACUUAUAAUGAAGUUCAUCAACAAAAACUAAAAGAAUUGCAAGAAAACUGGAGAAAAAAGAAUCGCCGUGGAUCUGGAUUUUACACUAAGAAACCCGAAACAUCGAUAAUGAACGGUUUGAAGUAUACACUAAUUGCAUCUUCAACAAAAGUCAAUGAUGGUCUUUCAAUACCCAACCUACAUGUUCCAAAUUGGUUAAAUGUUGUAAUUGGAGUAUUAAUUUCGAUUAAAUCAAUUCGUGAAUCACUUCCUUUAUCAUUAACAAUAUCAACACCUUUUCUUAAUGACAUAUUAUGUUUUAUUGAUAAAUGGGUAACUUCCUUAAAUUCAAACAAAUUACGAAAACAAAUCAUUGUGGAACAAAUGCAUAUAUCAAAUACUAAAUUUCAAAUACCAACUGAUGUUCCAAUUGAUGUGAAUGAUCAAUUAAACUUUAUACUUCAUCAGAUUCUUCUUCGAAUUAUUGAUUGCUCAAUACCUGCAAUUAAAAUUUAUUCUUGUAUAUCUUGUAAAUUUACUUUACGUACCAGAUUUAACAUAAAUUAUAUUCCGAUCAACAUGAUCGAAGGUCAAUUUCAACUUCGUCAUCAAUUACACAAUUACUUCAAUAGUUGCUUAUCCGAUCAUUUAUGUAGCAAAUGCUCAAUGAGCAUGUCUCGUCAAAUAAAACUACUUGAAUGUCCAUCUGUAAUUAUUCUGUCCAUUGAUCAUGUUAACAUUUCACCAACGAUUUUACGUAAGCCACCUAGCUCAAUUUUUUUUCAGUCAUUUUUGGAAGAUUUUAACAUUGGCUGUUCAUCGUCCAGCAUAUAUGACAUCGUUGGAUUUGUAUCUAUUCUUCCAAAUGCAGAAAAAAGAUUAAUCUUAGCUACAAAAAUUAAAGAAAGAUGGUCUAUUACUUCAAUGAAAAAACUCAUCGGAACUGGAGAAAAAUUAUCCAAAUUAUUUGCUCAUAGCCGAUUAAUUAUUUUGGAACGUGUUCGAAUGUGCGAUAGCAAUUUUACUUAUGCUAUCGCACAAUGUUGUUCCUACAUUUUUAAUGACAUUGAAGAAAAUGAUCUUAAAAUAUGCAAGACUUUGAGUGAUGCUGUAAAAAUGAUUGAAAACAAGCCGACACUUAGUCAUCUAUGUUCACUUUUAUCUUCUCAUUACACAACACAUUAUCAAUGUCUAUAUUGCCAGUGUACACCAAGUUCAUUAUCAAUUACAAAUAAGUGCAUAUCGAUUUUCCAUAAAAAUACCGAACAUUCAUCAGUAUAUGCUUCUCCACUAACACUGACAAAUAUGACAGAACUUUACUGUUCUGUCUGUAACAAGAAAAGUGAAAAUGUUAUUCUACCAAUAAAGAAUCAAGUUCAUCACCAAUAUCCAUUAAUUCUUAUGUAUUACUCAACACAAACGACUCUUCAUGCCGUAUCAGAUCUUCAUAUUGAAUUCAUUGAUGAUAGUUCACAAUGCAAAUACACAUAUCGACCUUCAUCUGUUUUAUUGAUCGAUGAAUAUAAUGCUUUAUCUGUGGUACAACUUGAAAAUCUUUUAGUCUUUUGUAAAAGUCCUUACAAAACAGCAACUAAAUUACCUACUGAUAGAAUUAAUGAAUUAUUUUAUACAGCGAAAAAAAUAGUAAUCUUUCUAAAACAGUCAACAAAAACAACAAUAUCCACACCAUUUCUACUGAAAUCUCCUCUACCUGUUCAACUUGUCAAUAAAUCAACUGGUGUAAAAGCUUGUAAGAAAUUAGCAUCAGUAGUAUCAGGUGUAUCAAUUGACGAAAUAUUUGAAGAUACACUUCCUCAAAAGCACAAUCUUCGUUUAAAUGAAACUGAACUUGCCAAAAUGAAUCGAUUUCGAGAACAAGAACUAAAAAGACAAUCUGAUCGUAAAAUGCAAAUUAUGGGAUUAACAUCUGAUCCAUCUCUUUUACGAAAAAAAACUUCGAAAAAUGCAAAUACGUCUACUGCCAUUAACAAUAUAAAUGGAAAUGAAUCUUACCGAGAGGAAAAAAAAAUUGAAACAUACAGCAAGGUUAAUAUUGAAUAUCUGAAUUUACUUCUACCUCAUAUCAAACAUUACAAUUCAGCUGGUGGUCUAUGCACUCGAUCACGCUACUUUGGAAAAAAUGUAUCGAAAGGAACUUCUCUUCUUGUAAGAUGUAUUUUAAAAUGUAAUGGUACUAUUUGUAAAUUUAAAUGUACUGUACACGUCAUGAACAAUGGUCAUUGUUUCAUAAUUGCAAUAAAUCCAAAAAUUUCUCAUAAUAUAAGUGAACGAAUAAGUCGUCCUAUUCGUGGAUCUCGGCGACAAGCAAUCAUUGACAAGUUUAAAGCAGGUGCUUCAGUUUAUCGAUUACACGCUCAAUAUGAUAAAGAACGAACCGAAAAUGAAAGAAAAGGUUUCAAUUACGAUUACACAGGAAAAUCAAGAAAAAUAUUUAAAAAUAUGAAAGCUGAAGCAACUGCUCAAUCUUUACUUGCACGAGAUAUCACAUUAGGUAUUUUACAACUUCAUGAUCAAUUAAUUGAUGAAAUUAAUAAUGAUGGAACGAUCAAAGGUGCAAUACAACUUGUUCAACUUAGACCAUUUUGUAUUGUGGCAUUUACUGAAGCUUCAAUACGUUUGGAUGAUGUUAUCGUCAGUCAACCAGAAACGGUUUUAUCAUGGGACGCCACUGGUGGUGUAAUCAAAAAUACAACAUCAAGACAGUGUCUUUACUAUGAAUUAACAGUAUCUCAUUCAAAUAUCGUAAAUGAAGACAGUUUAAUUCCAUUAACUUUCAUGCUGUCGGAAUCUCAAUCACUCCUUACUGUUAUUAAUUGGUUAAAAACAUUUAAAGAAUUCUAUAAAAAAGUACGUUUAACUUUUUAG